Messenger RNA from Folsomia candida, 1921 nucleotides. RefSeq lists its product as uncharacterized. The record is from RefSeq and is a predicted model, not a curated record. Lineage: Eukaryota; Metazoa; Arthropoda; Collembola; Entomobryomorpha; Isotomidae. The coding region runs from base 555 to 1472 and encodes 305 amino acids. The transcript is spliced from 3 exons.
GCAUUUCAUGGACUUAAAAAGGUCUCGUGUAGGAAAGCAGCACUGAUGGAAUUGCAAUUUUAAUGACAUGGGCAUCCAAACUAGUUUAGCCAUGUAGUUUUUCUCCUACGCGAUGCAGCUUUCUCCCUCAUGGUGCAAUGCAGUCUGGUCCUGCUACGCUGCAUGCAGCUCACUUUCUCCAACAAAGUCCAACCUCACUUCACUUCCUUUUCUGCUUUGCGAAAGAAAGCAGAUCGAGACGGAAUCAGAGAGUACAGCGAGAAGAGAGAUAACAAAUUUGCACUUUCACUCUGCAACACAAUUUCAACAUACUGCAAUACACCGCAAUUUCUCAAUCACGGUUUGAAACUUUUCAUCUCUCUCACUCUUGCCUUAGCAUGUCCAGCAGCGUGUUGUUCAUUCUUGCACUGCAUAUAUGUACGUACUGAUAUCUGCUGUUGUAAACUGUAAAAAACCCUCCAUUGUAAAUUCAAAGCAUCCAUAAAAUCAUACGCACAGUCUGCAUAAUUUAAAACAUUAGACAAGUCCAGCCAAAAUAAAAACAAAUAAAAAGAAUGGUAAGUGCUAGUGUGUCCGGUGUCUCGACGAGAUCUAAAUCCGGAAAAUCCGGAAAAAUAGCCCCAGAAGACUUUCCUGCUUCAACUCUCUGGACAUUAAAUCCUGGAAUCGACCCACCACCAUCUCCCUCGCCGGGAUUCAAGUGCAAGUGUAAACGCUGCAUCAAAAGUGUAAUCGUACGAGUGACCGAGCCGACAGCCGAAGCACCAGAAAAACUGAAAAUGUUUCGAAUCUGCGAGAAAUUAAUUAUCAAUGGUGACGACUCGGGAAAUGCUUAUCUCAAAAUUUAUGUCGGGGAAGAAGCUGAAGUCAAUCUCAUUCUAAAAUGCGAACAUAUAAAGAGAAAGACACUCGAUUCAUGCAUCAUAUUCGUGGACGCGGUGGGAUGCAUCAUUUUCCGGAGUGAACGAGAGGGAGGGGUGACUAUCGUAAAAAUGGGGAAUGUCGUCCUUGGUCAUGUACGGGGGGCGCCAGGAUCUCUCUGCGUGUUUAGAAGGAAUUUUGGAAUAGUUGUCUCGCCAAGCACUGCAUCCGAGCGGAGGAUCAAGAUCAGAGCAACUGGGUGUUGCAGCAAAUUUUUAUGUUGCUCAUUUUUCAAUUCCUUUUAUCUCGACGAGUUUGUAAUACUUGACGCGGAUGGAGAUGAGAUUGGGUGGAUUCGAAAAGUGGAAAAGGCCAAGGGUGGCGGAGCGAGUGUGGAAUUUGCGCAAAAUAUUGGAGACGAUGAUACUGCGAAAGGGUUAAUCUUGGUGGCUGCAGUAACAUUGUACGAACUCUUCCUAGAGCCUCAUCUCGGGUUCAGCAUGGGAAAAUCUGGCAUAGGAAAGGUGAUCGUUGGUGGGAUAAUUUUAAGCAUAGUUGGGUUAUUGGGUGCCAUUUUCUAUUUUGAAAUUGCGUCUUUAUGGGCUGGUUGAUCUUACAUAAUUUAUAGGAUUACUAUAUAUAUACGGUACUGAUAAGUAAGUUAAGUACAUAAAUAGUUCGUUACAUAUUUCGCCAUUUGUCAAUAUCUAUAUAUAUAAUUACGACAUGAAAGCCAAACUUAUAAAACAUAGGAGCGAGGUCCAAAUUCGCACUCGGGGAAAAAGCUGAUAUGCAUAAAUAGGAUGAUGAGGAGUGCAAAAAUGAAAUUCUGAUAUUAACAUUAUCACUCAACUCAAUCCAAAUUAUACAAAUACUUACUUACUACAGAUUAAUUACAAAUAUAAUGCAAAGAAUCUUGGCCUUUUAUCUAUUUAAUUUAUAUAUUAUGUAACCAAAUCAAUUACUUAUUGCCUUCAACAUUGUCACUUUUCAAUCAGUAAGUACAGUUUCGUGCAUUAUUAAAUUACAGGAUUUAAUAAAAUUCAACAUUGCUCAAUCA